Messenger RNA from Achroia grisella, 1086 nucleotides. RefSeq lists its product as uncharacterized. The record is from RefSeq and is a predicted model, not a curated record. The transcript is spliced from 2 exons. Bases 1 to 1086 code for a protein of 361 amino acids. NCBI's taxonomy places the organism in Eukaryota, Metazoa, Arthropoda, Insecta, Lepidoptera, Pyralidae.
AUGAGAGAUAAGAGUACAAACGAUGGAGUAUAUGUAAAAUGUAUAAAAGAUGAUAAAGGAAAGGUUCUAAUGAAAGAAGAUGAUAUAAAAGAUCGAUGGAAAAAUUACUUUGAAAACUUAAUGAAUGAAGAAAAUUCAUGGAAUAAAUCGAUAGGAGAGGAAAGAGUGAAUGUGGGUUUAGUCAGAGAAGUAAGAAUGGAAGAAGUAAAACAAGCUGUGCGAAGUAUGAAAAGCAGUAAAGCCGUAGGACCAGAUGGAAUACCAGUGGAAGUAUGGAAGUUAUUGGGUGAAAAUGGAUAUAAGUGGCUCACUUUAUUCUUCAAUAAGUUGUUGCAUGAAGAAACUAUUCCUGAAGAAUGGUGCCAAAGCAUAUUGGUGCCUAUUUUCAAGAAUAAGGGUGAUGUUAUACUGCAUUAUCGAGGAAUAAAGCUUAUGUCACAUACUAUGAAAGUGUGGGAGAAAAUGAUAGAGAGACGCUUGCGAGAGGAGUGUGAUAUUUCACAAAAUCAAUUCGGAUUUAUGCCUGGUCGAGGCACCACGGAUGCCAUUUUUGCACUACGCCAGCUGUGCGAAAAAUACCGGAAUGUAAAUAAAAAUUUGCAUAUGGUAUUUGUCGAUCUCGAAAAGGCAUACGACCGAAUUCCCCGUCUAGUUUUGUGGUGGGCCCUAAAGAAGAAAGGUGUACCAGGGAACCCUUACCUCUUCCUCAUUGUAAUGGAUGCUCUGACAUCGGACAUUCAGGACGAGGUACCCUGGUGUAUGCUGUUUGCCGACGAUAUUGUGCUUGUUGGUGAGGAUGGAAUCGAGGUCCAGAGUAGACUAGAUAGAUGGCAAGAAAAACUGGAGAGUGUUGGCUUGAAGAUCAGCAGAACUAAAACUGAAUACCUAUUCUGCGAUUUCGGCGGUCUCUCCAGUUUCAAGCCUAUCUAUCUAAACGGUGUAAUGCUUCCGGUCUGCUCCGAUUUUCGGUACCUCGGUUCAGUUAUUCAGAACACUGUAAGGCACAGAAUGGGCGGGAUGGAUGAAAUGGCGACAGGUCUCGGGAACGAUAUGCGACCCCCGAAUGCCCUUGAAACUAAAGGGUAA